Messenger RNA from Hypoxylon fragiforme, 734 nucleotides. RefSeq lists its product as uncharacterized. NCBI's taxonomy places the organism in Eukaryota, Fungi, Ascomycota, Sordariomycetes, Xylariales, Hypoxylaceae. The record is from RefSeq and is a predicted model, not a curated record. The coding region runs from base 301 to 678 and encodes 125 amino acids. The transcript is spliced from 2 exons.
UUUGCGUUGGCUUGGGAUAAGCGACAAGGUAAACCAGGCCGGACAUGAUGAUAGAUGAUGCGGUUAUGUGCCUCUCGAGGCAGUUGCCUUUGGAGCGUCAUAGUCGAAAUUGAAUAGCACGGCCUAGAUGAGAGGCAUGGGUACACACCUAUAUAACCAGCACAAUAUGUCCGUUCCAUCGUGGACAACUCUUGUAGAUCAAGUGCGAUCGAUAUCAGCAGAUUUCCGGAUCUAGCGAGACAUACCGUGCAAGACGUAAAGCGACAUUGAUGCUAUUCAGAGACCAUCCUUUACCACGUCAUGGAGCAAAAGCAAGCGGGAACACAACCCCCCGAAGGUCGAUAUAACAGCAAAGGGAACUCACAGCCAGAUAGCUCUCCUGCGAUAAGGCUGCCUGCUCGAGAGGAUGUGAGCAUGCUAGCGCUGCAUCGUCCAUGGGCGAAUCAACAACAUACUCUGGACGACAAGACGCAGAAGAGAUGCUGGGGGGGAGCGCAAACCGGCAGCAGUGACCCAUUAGCACGCUGGGUUGCUCAGCCGAUGAUAGACGACCCGUACCAAAAUGUGAGAUCUAUCAUAUGCAAGGCUCGAGGUGAACAAGUUAGGCCAUCCAGUAAUAAUUCACCAAAAGAUGAAACAACAAUAAGUGAAGCAGCCGCGACAUCCGGUUCGAGGUAGACCGCAUCUUUGAGGAUUAGGAGUGUUGGGAAUUUCAAGCUUGACUGUACAACAAA